Mercurialis annua (annual mercury) is the source of this 2240-nucleotide messenger RNA. RefSeq names its product pentatricopeptide repeat-containing protein At2g17525, mitochondrial. The record is from RefSeq and is a predicted model, not a curated record. The transcript has a single exon. The coding region runs from base 285 to 2159 and encodes 624 amino acids. Gene Ontology annotation, molecular function: protein binding. Lineage: Eukaryota; Viridiplantae; Streptophyta; Magnoliopsida; Malpighiales; Euphorbiaceae.
AUAAUUGAAAUGGAGUUCCAUUUGCCAAGAACACGCUAGCUAAGCUAGGCAUGUCAUUUAUGGUAUUAUGUUUUUGCGUAUAUGGUGACUGCUUUUGCAUGAACCUCAAAUUAUUAAUGAAUGGUUUUAUUUGUUUUGCAUAUAUUUCAAUUCAGGAACUCGUAUCUAGGUUCAUCAAUUAAUUUGUAUAGGCCAUUACACACUUUAAAAUUGCGAAUUACUGAUAAUUUUGAUUUUAAUGCAAGCGAACCCAGAAAAAAGACAGUAACUUGCUGCUUUAAUCAAUGCCCAAAUCCUUUCCUCUUUCAAAACUCAAAACAAUUUGUCCUAAAUUACUUGACAUCUUCCAGUUCAGACAAUACUCAUCAUCAUCCCUAUAUGUUCCAUCUCAUGAGCACAUUGCCCAUCUUAUUCUAGACCAAAACUCAGCACCCAAAGCUCUCCAAACCUUCACAUGGGCUUCAAACCUCCCCAAUUUCACUCACUCCCAAUCCACCUACCAAGCUUUAAUCCAAAAGCUGUCAUCUUUCCGUCGUUUCGACAUAGUAUACCAAGUGCUCGACGAAAUGCCUCACUCAAUCGGCUCUCCUCCAGACGAACCCAUUUUCCUAACCAUCAUUCGUGGCCUGGGUCGAGCUCGAAUGAUCCCUGAUGUCAUUAAAGUUCUUGACCUGAUUGCCAAGUUUGGCAAGACCCCAUCUUUGAAAAUAUUUAAUUCAAUUCUUGAUGUUCUUGUUAAGGUAGAUAUUGAUCUUGCUAGAGAGUUUUAUAGAAAGAAAAUGAUGAAGAGUGGUGCUCAAGGUGAUGAUUAUACUUUUGGGAUUUUAAUGAAAGGUCUUUGCUCUACUAAUAGAAUUGGAGAUGGUUUUAAGCUACUGCAGGUUAUGAAAUGUGGAGGUAUGAAGCCUAAUGCUGUUGUUUAUAAUACUCUUCUUCAUGCAUUAUGCAAGAAUGGAAAAAUUGGUAGAGCAAGGAGCUUGAUGGAUGAGAUAGAGCAACCUAAUGAUGUUACCUUCAAUGUUUUGAUAUCUGGGUACUGUAAAGAAGACAAUUUAGUUCAAGCGCUAGUAAUGCUAGAGAAGAGUUUCAGUGCAGGGUUUGUGCCUGAUAUCGUUGCGGUGACAAAGGUGGUAGAAAUUCUUUGCAAUGCAGGCCGUACGAUGGAGGCUGUUGAGAUUCUGGAGAGAAUAGAGAGCAAGGGUGGUGUAGUUGAUGUUGUGGCUUAUAACACAUUGUUAAAGGGAUUUUGCAGGUUAGGGAAAACGAAAGUUGCGGUUCGUUUCUUGAAUGAGAUGGAAAGAAAGGGAUGCCUUCCUAAUGUGGAUACUUACAAUACUUUGAUAUCAGGUUUUUGUGAUUCUGGGAUGUUUGUUUCGGCCCUCGACAUGUUUAAUGAUAUGAAAUCAGAUGGGAUAAGGUGGACCUUCGAUACUUAUGAUACACUGAUCAAGGGUUUGUUUUCAGGAGGGAGAAUUGAAGAGGGCUUUAAGAUCCUAGAACUGAUGGAGGAAUCUAAAGGAGGUUCAAAUGGUCGUAUCAGUCCGUAUAACAGCGUGUUAUAUGGUCUGUAUAAGAAAAAUAUGUGGGAUGAGGCACUUGAGUUUCUAAUGAAAAUGGAGAACUUAUUUCCAAGAGCCGUUAAUAGGAGCUUAAGCAUAUUAAGCUUCUGUGAGAAGGGUGAUAUUGAGAACGCAAAGGCGGUUUUCGACCAGAUGACUAAUGAAGGCGGAAUUCCAAGUGUUAUCGUUUAUGAUUGCUUAAUUCACGGAUUUUGCCAAAAGGGCAGUCUUCUCGAAGCAUUCGAACUGACGAAUGAGAUGAUCGGGCGCGGUUAUUUUCCUGUUGCAUUGCUGUUUAAUUCUCUUAUUAAUGGAUUGUGUUGGCAGGGAAAAGGUGAGAGUGCACUGAAGGUGCUUGAUGAGAUGGUUGAGCAAGGUUGCAUACCGGAUGGAGAAAGUUACAGUGUUGUAAUUGAUACUCUUUGUAAGAAAGGAAAUCUGCAGAAGUCAGUGAGAGUUCUCCAUCAAAUGAUAGAGAAAGGUAUAAUUCCUGAUUCUAUGACUUGGAACUCAUUGCUUAUCUGUCUAACUGUUUGGUCAGAAUUCAAGAACGUGUUCCAUGUAAAUAAGUUACUGGAAUUAUUGACUAAUGGCGAUUGAUAAUAAUGACCUGAGAAUUAUCAGCAUACUGAUUCUUCCAGUUUUUUCUAUAAUACAACGUGUCAUAAAAUUAAUAGAUGA